UUUGUCUUAUGGUUUGAGUGAAGUUACCCAUCAAAGUCUAAAUUAUUGCUCGCCCACCCCGAACAUAAAGGAAUACAUUUCUAUCUCGCUCAUCACUUUUGUGCGCUGGAGAAAAGGUCUGUGAAGUCCUGUUGACUCUACCUCCUCUAUGGCUUGUGUGUGACAGAAGAAAGGACGCAAUGCCAGCACAGCUGGCCCAAGCUCUUUACGAUAAUGCAGCGGAGAGCCCAGAAGAACUCAGUUUCCGCCGAGGGGACGUGAUGUUGGUUCUGGAGAAAGAUGCCCCGGCACUUGGGGGGUGGUGGCGUUGUUCUUUGAGAGGGCAACAAGGAAUUGCUCCAGGGAAUCGAUUAAAACUACUUCCUGAGAUCUCAUCACAGGAAUGUGAAUAUCAGGCACCACGUUUUCUGGGAACAGCAACAGAGGCUGCAGAUCCUGGAAGCAGAUCUGAGGAGCCACAAAACAAACAUAAUGUGUCACAAGCUCAGAUAAGCAGCGAGGUGUAUCAAGUUCCCCCCAUUGCACGGCUGUGUCUCUCCCUUCCAUCAGUCAAAACUCAGGAAGACAUUUACAAUUCACCACGCCUCGUUGGAGUAUCUUCACAAGAAUCGACAGAGGUAUAUGAUAUGCCUUCUAUACCCAUAAGAGAUCCAUUAUCUACCUUAGAGAUAUAUGACAGUCCAGCACUGCGAGUGAAGGAUGCGGCUAUUGCACACACUGCGUCUGAAGAGAUUCCAGAGGAUAUAUAUGAUGUACCUCCUGCAUUACAUGGUCUGUCGCAGGAGAUCUCUGAGGAAGAUGAAGACGAGGGCAUUUAUUCCCUUCCCUCUAACUUAAAACGUGUAUCUGGGCUGCAGAAUUUGUACGAGGCUCCUGAGGAUAUUCUAAGUACAGGACAUCCUCCUGAAACUGUAGAGCCAGUCAACACUCACCGUCUCUCGGUGUCUAGCACAGGCAGUGCCCGGUCUGCAGAUUCUGGAGGGAGUAGGGAGUCUAGCAUCCCAACCCUACUGACUUGGGAGAGCCAUAGCAAUGCCACCUGUACAGUGGAGUCUUUGAGGUUGCUGCAUCAGGAACUACAAAGAACCAUAUCACUUGUGAAUGAGGGUACAUUAGAAGGCACAGGAAGAGGGUGUCCAGAAUAUGUAACAGGAGGGCGGACUGUGGAAGCUCUGAGGGAAUUUCUUGGUAUGUCGCAUGUUCUUCUCUUGCGAUCGUGCCAAGCCUCAGACCCUGCCCUGCAUCGAGAACUCAAUGGGCACCUUGAACAGUUGGAGUAUGCAUUGAGAGAUCUUAUGGAUGGGGGUACUGAGAUGACAAAACUCAUUCAGGAGCAAAGCGGGUGCAUUGUUAGACUUGUCAGUGCUAAUGCUGGCAUCCUUUUCCCACGGCCACGUUUGUCCUCCAGUGAGAGUCUUUCUCGAAGGCCACUUCCAGCCCUGCCUGCAACUGCAUCCCCAGCACCUCACCGCAAGGGCAGCAUCCAGGACAGGCCUCUGCCGCCGCCACCUACCCUGGUUCCUCCCCCAAGUGAUCCAGGAGAGAAUGCAGACAGUGAAUACGAGAGGAUACAAUGUAGAGACAAUCAUUAUGUGCAUCUACAGGGAACUGUUACCGCUCAGACGGUACAAAAACCCAGAGACGUACAGACAGACAAAGAGCAGAGCCAAUCACAAGAGAGAGAGGUGAACCCUUCAGAGGAGGACCGCCAACUGUUACGUUUUUAUGCAGCUCAAAGUCACGGCCACCUACAGACUCUGCAGUCCUGCGUGGGCACCUUUCUUGGCAGUGCCAGUUCACAACCUCCCCGUGUGUUCGUGGGACACGGGAAGCAGUUAGUGAUUGCUGCUCACAAGCUUGUGUUCAUCGGAGAUACUCUUGGUCGACUGCUUGGCUGCACCCAACUGCAAACAAAACUAGCCGGGGAAGGAGCAGCUCUGUGCCAAGCACUGAAAGAAGUGGUCCUGGCAACAAAAGAAGCCGCCGCGAAAUACCCAUCACCCGCUGCACUAAAAGCCACAGCCAGCAGCGUCUCAGCGCUCUGUACAUGCGCACGCAGCUUUACGGACCUGUUACAAAGUUUAGCUAGCUGAGAACGACGCACUCUGGCCAACAUUAUCAAUCACCCACCCCCCGCGUUACGGUUUUAUUAUGUAAUAUAUCUUUUUGUAAUUUUUUUUUAAAGCAGAUUUAUUUAUUUUUAUGAGGGCAACUCAAUACUGCUAUAGUAUCAAUUAAAUAAGAGUCACCACCUGCCCAAUUAUGAGUGAUAUGGGUAUACAACAUGCUUAUUUUGGCAGUGAUGAAAAUUUGAUAUAGAUAUAUAUAUAUAUCAUGGCAAUCACUAUAAAAGCAAAUGUGCCCAUAUUAAAGCCUCAAUAAAUUUAGUGUUAUACACUUA
This is a messenger RNA of Spea bombifrons (plains spadefoot toad), 2401 nucleotides long. RefSeq names its product embryonal Fyn-associated substrate (gene EFS). NCBI's taxonomy places the organism in Eukaryota, Metazoa, Chordata, Amphibia, Anura, Pelobatidae. Gene Ontology annotation, biological process: cell migration; cell surface receptor protein tyrosine kinase signaling pathway. Gene Ontology annotation, molecular function: protein binding. Gene Ontology annotation, cellular component: plasma membrane; focal adhesion; cytoplasm. The coding region runs from base 180 to 2093 and encodes 637 amino acids. The transcript has 7 exons. The record is from RefSeq and is a predicted model, not a curated record.